Anoplophora glabripennis (Asian longhorned beetle) is the source of this 659-nucleotide messenger RNA. RefSeq names its product ATP-dependent RNA helicase DHH1-like. The transcript is spliced from 2 exons. NCBI's taxonomy places the organism in Eukaryota, Metazoa, Arthropoda, Insecta, Coleoptera, Cerambycidae. Bases 80 to 484 code for a protein of 134 amino acids. The record is from RefSeq and is a predicted model, not a curated record.
UGGUUUAUAAACAAUGUGAAAUAUUUUAAGUUAGUUUUAUUCUACAUAUUCCUCAGGCAGGUAAAAAUUAUCCAGAGCAAUGUUCUUCUUCAAGCUCUCUGUUGUGAUCCUGGCAUUAACGGGAUAUGUGGCAGCCAAACCUUCACCAUUCGUUAACGGGCUGUUCAUUCCUGGAAUUGGAACUGUGUACGGAUACCUACCUGGAUACCCUCAGGGAUACCCGCAAGGAUAUCCUCAGGGAUACCCGCAAGGAUAUCCUCAGGGAUACCCCCAAGGAAACCCUGGGUAUUACCCCCAGGGAAACCCUGGUCAGUAUCCUGAAUACCCUCAAGGAUACCCUACAAAUGAUUCUCCGGGAGACACCGAAUCGUUUGACCCUUCCACGGGCCCAAGGAAUGAGUUGCCUUGGGCAAAAGGAGGAGCUACUGAAUUGGACGAUUUGAACAGGUUGAUCAAACGGAAUCAACUGAUUUACGUAGAUUAAAAAAUUUCAUUCAAGUCGUAAAUCGAACAAAGCACCCAUUGUAAUCUAUUUUUGUAAAUAUAUAAUCAUAUUUAUUGACACGUUAUUGCAUACAAUAAAAAAUUCAUCAUCAUUGAACUUCAUAAUUCAUAAUUCUGGCGACAUAUUUAAUAAUUAUUUAUUAGUAAAGUGUACA